AUGACUAUCCAGAAUUCCGAGAUCCCCAUCAUCGACUUUGAAGGCUUUGGCGACGGCACGAGCCAGCGCGCCAUGGAGAUUGGCGAGCAGUUCUAUGCGGCAUGUCGCGACGUCGGCUUCGCGUACCUCGUGAACACAGGUGUACCACAGGAGGAGGUGGAUGCCAUCUUCUCGUGGUCAAAAAAGUUCUUCGAGCUGCCCUACGACGUCAAGAUGACAGCACCCCACCCCCCGCGCGGCGAUCAGCACCGUGGAUACUCGGGUGUCGGAGUCGAGCAAGUAUCGCAGAUGGUGUUUGACGAGGACAAGCUGCACGAGUUGCGUGGCAAAGGAGCCGACUUUAAGGAGAGCUUUGACAUGGGAUCCGGCGACUCGCAACGCUGCCACAAUGUUUGGAUCGAGGACCACUACCUCCCUGGUUUCCGAGCUGGUGCCGAGCAUUUCAUGAGCAUCGGGCGUGCGCUGCAGGAGAAGGCACUGCAUGCUCUCGCCCUCGGAAUGCCGCAUGUCCCGACCGACUUCUUCGACAAGUACCACACCGACGCCGACAACCAGCUUCGUCUCCUUCACUACCCGUCAGCUCCCUGGAGUGUCUUCGAGUCGGGCGAGAAGGGCCGUAUCGGCGCCCACACCGACUUUUCCACAUGCACCUUCCUGUUCCAGGACGACGUUGGUGGACUCGAAGUUGAGUCCCCCUCGCAGCCGGGAACAUUCAUCCCCGCCCCACCGAUCAAGGGCGCCGUCGUGUUCAACAUCGGCGACUUCCUUAUGCGGUGGAGCAACGACGAGCUGCACUCGACGCUGCACCGUGUUCGUGCCCCCGCUCGCCGGCCAGAGGACGGCGAGAUGACCCGCGAGCGCUUCAGCAUCCCAUACUUCUGCUCGGCCAACGCCAACAUGACGAUUGACGCUCUGCCGGGCACGUUUGGGCCUGAGCGCCCCAAGAAGUACGAGCCCAUCACGGCUGGCGAGUAUGUCAACAUGCGCCUGAACGCGACGUAUGUCGGUUCGGGCAUCAAGGGUUCUGCCUAG
Molecule: messenger RNA, 1032 nt
Organism: Cutaneotrichosporon cavernicola
Lineage: Eukaryota; Fungi; Basidiomycota; Tremellomycetes; Trichosporonales; Trichosporonaceae
Exons: 7
Coding region: 1-1032 (343 amino acids)
Molecular function (GO): 2-oxoglutarate-dependent dioxygenase activity
Source: RefSeq, a predicted model, not a curated record